Messenger RNA from Jaculus jaculus (lesser Egyptian jerboa), 1677 nucleotides. RefSeq names its product transcription factor 19 (gene Tcf19). Gene Ontology annotation, cellular component: nucleus. Bases 429 to 1217 code for a protein of 262 amino acids. Lineage: Eukaryota; Metazoa; Chordata; Mammalia; Rodentia; Dipodidae. Gene Ontology annotation, molecular function: protein binding. Gene Ontology annotation, biological process: regulation of gene expression. The record is from RefSeq and is a predicted model, not a curated record. The transcript is spliced from 4 exons.
CCUCCCGGCCAGGCUUCCUGGCUGUCAAACGGUGGCGCGGGCGCGGGUGCAGACGGAGAAACUCCGGGAUGCAGCCUUCCGGGAGGGAGACUUCUCGAAGACGAUGCUGAGCGGGUAGAUCUGAAACUGGGAGGGAGAAAGCCAGAUUAUUGGAGGCUCCUAGGAUGCUCCGUGGCAUGACUGUCCAGCUCAAUUAAGACAGGGUGUGUUCCAGUUUUUGCAUCGCUUCAGGGCCUUCCAGAAACUGUAGAUGCAAAUUUGUUGAACAGCCAACCUUGCCAUUUCUAGUAGAGGCUGCCUGCGUUCUGAAUUUUGACUACUUGGGCAGUGCUCAAAGCUGGAAUUGAACACAGUAGAGCCAGAGAGGUGCAUGGCUCAGGAGUGGAAAGUGAUGAACCCUUGAAGUGGAAGAGGUGGGACACCCCCCCAUGCUGCCCUGCUUCCAGCUGCUGCGUAUAGGGGGAGGCCGGGGCGGUGAUCUCUACACCUUCCAUCCCCCAACUGGAGCUGGCUGCACCUAUCGGUUGGGAUGCCGGGCUGAUUUGUGCGAUGUAGCCCUAAGGCCUCAGCAGGAGCCUGGCUUCAUCUCUGGGGUCCAUGCAGAGCUGCAUGCUGAGCGCCAAGGUGAUGACUGGAGGGUCAGCCUGGAGGACCACAGCAGCCAUGGGACUUUGGUCAAUAAUGUCCGACUCCCAAGGGGACACAGACUGGAGUUGAGUGAUGGUGAUCUCUUGACCUUUGGCCCUGAAGGGCCUGCAGGAGCCAGCUCCUCGGAGUUUUACUUCAUGUUUCAACAAGUCCGGGUCAAACCUCAGGACUUCGCUGCCAUUACUGUCCCUAGGUCUAGAGAAGCUGGGGCUGGUUUUCAGCCUAUGCUGCCCCCACAGGGGGCGCCUCAGCGGCCCCUCAGCACCCUCUCCCCAGCCCCCAAGGCCACACUGAUCCUCAACUCCAUUGGCAGCCUCAGCAAGCUCCGGCCCCAGCCCCUCACCUUCUCCCGCAGUGGGGUUAAGCCACAGAGCCUGCCUGGUCCCACCCCACCUGGAGAAGUGGGAGCUGUACCUACCCCACCCUCAAGAAACCGAAGGAAAUCUGCUCACCGAGUGCUGGCAGAACUGGAUGAUGAGAGUGAGGCUCCCAUGGGCCCCCUUCCAGUCCUCAUGGAGCCCAGGAAGAAACUUCGCAUGAAAACCCCACUGACACCCAGUGCGAGGUAAUGACCACAGGGAAAGGUCCACUCCUGUGGACACUGACUCAGGACUGGAGCCCUCAUGGCAAAGAUGAUAGAAGAUGGUUUUCUACCGAAGAUGUUGCCAUUGCCAGCAAGUUACCAGUGAGCUGGAAAUUCCCAAUUACAAGUUAUAAAUUCUUGUUGCCAUAGAAAUCUGUGGCCAGAAGCCAUGCCUAGGAAGAUAUUAGAGGGAGUCCUAAUGGUUUUUUUGUUUUUGCUGAAACCAACAUGUUAAGCCACUGAGUUACACCUGCACCUCUAGUCAUGAUCUUGAAUGGCAUCACCUGAAGCAUCCUGGGAAAACACAGCACAGCCCCCAGACAUCCUCACACCGCCGUGGCUAGUCCUGUCCCUGCAGUUGACCAUGAUCUCAGUGUCCUGGCUUUUUUCAGACCUUUGCUUUUUAUUUCCAAAUAAAGAACAGCUUCACCUGUGUGUUCCCUCUU